Zymoseptoria tritici IPO323 is the source of this 693-nucleotide messenger RNA. RefSeq lists its product as uncharacterized. The transcript has 3 exons. Gene Ontology annotation, cellular component: cytoplasm. The record is from RefSeq and is a predicted model, not a curated record. Gene Ontology annotation, molecular function: protein binding. The coding region runs from base 1 to 693 and encodes 230 amino acids. NCBI's taxonomy places the organism in Eukaryota, Fungi, Ascomycota, Dothideomycetes, Mycosphaerellales, Mycosphaerellaceae.
AUGAACGUUAACAAGAAGCUUGGUCGGAUCAAGCAAUGGGGCAAAGAGAGGAUGGGAGGCGAGGUGAAGACCGACACAAAUGAAGAGUUCAAGGCUCUCGAGUCAGAGAUGCAGCUUCGAAGCCAGGGAAUGGACAAGUUGAAGCGUUCAACAGACGCUUACAUACAAUCCCUCUCGAAACGAGAAAAGUACCAGGACAAGGAACAGCAGCUUGCGGUAGGAUUCUUCGGCUCCAGCAUGGUCAGCCACGGCGACGACUUCGAACCGGACUCCGAAUAUGGACAGUGUCUGUCCACACUAGGCCGGGCGAAUGAACGCAUUGCACGCAUGCAAGAGACCUACUGCGCCAACGCGACGAGCAGCUGGCUGGAGUCGCUGGAACGAUCGCUGGUACAGAUGAAGGAAUACCAGCGGGCGAGGAAGCAAUUAGACUCGAGGAGGUUGGCAUACGAUACAGCAUCGACGAAAAUGCAGAAGUCGAAGAAGGAGGACUUCAGGAUGGAAGAGGAGCUGCGCUCGCAGAAGAUGAAGUAUGAGGAGAGUAGCGAGGAUGUGUUCCGGAGGAUGCUGGACAUCAAGGAGGCAGAGGUGGAGUCGGUGCAGGAUCUGACGAGUUUUCUGGAGGCCGAGUUGACCUACUACGAUCGAUGUCGGGAAGUGUUGAUGCAGGUGAAGCGAGACUGGCCAGCGUGA